Messenger RNA from Lachancea fermentati, 4368 nucleotides. The record is from the annotation of a GenBank genome assembly. Lineage: Eukaryota; Fungi; Ascomycota; Saccharomycetes; Saccharomycetales; Saccharomycetaceae.
AUGUCUAUCUAUUCAACUCCAUUGAAAAGUGGGAUUGAUUACAGUAACUCUGUAAUUGUUCCAUCUAAUAAUGGAAUUGGAGGUAAUAAACAACUAAAGGCAAUGGGAGGCAACAGUGGUCCAGUGGCCACCGCAGGAUUUAACAUGCUAGCAAGUGAACCAGGCUUGGUGCCCAGCAGUGUCAAUGAACAUUUACGGGUCACAGGGAUGGGUAUCAAACCACCUUUGGAACUGGCCAGUCAAUACAUAGACCACUUGCAACGUCGCGACUCGAGCACACCAGUUUUGGAUGAAAGAUCUUACUACAAUAAUGGUGUAACCUAUAACUUUAGCAAGGAAGUUGGAGGUUUAGGUGCUUUUACACCAUUUGAAAGAGCUCAAGUUAUAAAUAUCCCAGAUGAUAUUCUGCAGGAGGCAUCCGAAACGGAGAUCAAAAGUGAUAUGGGUAUUUUUCCGGAACUAGAUCGCUGUUGGAUGACUGUAGACAAUAAGUUAAUCUUGUGGAACAUUGACAACCCAUCUGAGGUACAAUCGAUAGAUGAUAUCAAGCAUACCAUUUUGUCGGUCGCAUUGGUGAAGCCAAAACAAAAUACCUUUGUCAAAAAAAUUGAUCAUCUGCUGUUGAUAGCAACUCCGUUCGAUAUCUAUAUUCUCGCCAUUUCAUACGAUCGAACUUCUGGUGAACUGAACGUCUUCAAUACAGGGAUGUGUGUGUCUACUCAUGGGCUUGACGUUUUUAGCUUUGUAUCAUACGAAAGAACUGGCCAAAUUUUCUUCGUAGGAAAAUCCAAUGGCACCAAUAUUUGGGAAUUACAAUAUUCAAGCUCAGAAGACUGGUUUAAUAGCAAGUGCAACAAAGUUUGCCUCACGCAAUCUGCAUUGAGCAGCUUGCUUCCCACCAAUCUGAUAUCGAAAAUUCCUGGUAGUAACCUUAUUCAGUCAUUUUUCGAAGAGGACUCUAAAUAUGCACAGGAAACAAUUACACAGAUCACAGUUGAUCAAUCCAGAGGUGUACUAUAUUCUUUGUCCAAUAAAUCGAUUAUUAGGGCGUAUAAAAUCAACAGCAAAAGUUUGGAUGGUCCUUUAACUAUCGAAACUUCAUACAUAAGGAGAAUAAUGGGGACAACAACGGCUAGGGGUGCUGCCAUUUUGGGCAAUAAGUACUUGAAAAUUUCUAAAUUAGUGGCGGUUUCACAGCAGGAAAAUAACAACCUAUUUCUUGUUGCUAUCACCAUUGGUGGUGUCAGAUUAUAUUUCAAUGGUUCUCUCAGCAGAAGUAAUAUUGAAGCUUUGAGGCUUGAAUCAAUCAAGUUUCCUCCUAGCUCGGUCACACCUGAGGCAAUUGAGCAAGAGUUACAGCAGCAAAAGCAGAAGAAAUUGAUGCCUUUUUACUCCUCGUUAAAUACUUCUGAGUCCAUAUUAUUGAAGCUUCAAAAAAAAUCAUCUGUACUUCUAGAAAGUACGCAGGCAAGCUCCAUCAUUUCUCCAGGUAUUUUCUUUUCUGCUGUUCGUAAGAUUCCACAACCUGAACCUUCACAGACGGCGAAUUCUAAGCCAAAUGGUGUAUCACAGCUCCAACAGCAGCAGCAGGAACAGCAACUACAAACACAAAACGUACAGAAGGACCAACCACAACAUCAGCAAGCUCAUGCUGUUCAGCAUAAAUUAUUUGUCUCCGUUCCAGACUAUGGUAUUCUGAAAAAUCAUGGUAAAUAUGUUGAAAACGUUACUUUACUAGAUACCAAUGGUCCAGUGAGACAUAUUGUGCCAAUCGGGCCUUUGUUCAACGCGACAAAUAAACCAGAAGGAUACGCUAAUGAGUUUGCUACUCAAUAUAGCAUAUCAACUCUUCGCAUUGCCGUUUUGACUAAUACCUCAGUAGAAAUUUACCGGUACCGUACUCCUGACGUUGUAUUUGAAUCUUUAAUUUCCAACCCUCUUCCAUUUGUACUAAACUACGGUUUGGCAGAGGCUUGUUCAAGCGCAUUGUUUGUUACUUGCAAGUUCAACAAAUCAGAAACUCUCAGAUCUAAUGCAUUGACUUUUUUCACCGUCGGAUUGCCAGGUGUUGUUGAAAUUAAGCCUAAGUACAACACAUACAGCGCUUCAACGAUGUCGUCUCUUCUUUCAAAACCUGCAAUGGCUACUCCACAAAAAUCAAUGCUCGAUGUGCUUGAUAACUCAACUACUCGCACUAAUCAACCUAAUGAUAACUAUAGUUUGGAUAAUGUCAUUCUGUCCCCUAGAUUUUACGGAGCAGCCCUCUUGAUCGCGAGACUUUUUAGGGAAAUUUGGAAUAUUCCGGUAUUUUCAACCAAUUUUAACACUGAGUUUAAAAGUGAAGUGAAAACUCUGAAUGAACAUGCGAACGAUGGCAACAUCGUGCAUGCCGUCUCUAUUUCGAAAUCUGAUGUUGAAUAUUAUUUGUCUUCUGUCAUGAUUAUUAAUGAGUUUUUCAACACAUAUGGUAACUCAAUUUCUAGCAUUGCAGCUCCUUCGUUCCAGUCAGGCAAGACUGUUGAUCGAUCUGAAGAUGUUGCCAAUCAAGCGGAAAACAUUGCCAUCAAUUCCCUUAUCAAGCUAGUGCAAUCGAUGAAAGAAGCUCUAUCAUUUUUAAAUGUUCUUUUUGAGGAGAGUGACUUGGAAGGGUACGAAGGGCAGUAUUUGGCAUUUAAAGACAUUAUGAAAUUCUUGAAUAAAGAAGUACAAACAGAUUUGACGAAGAUUUAUUUCAAGGAUAUCUUUGCACCUACCGAUAAAACCAAAAAUUUAAUCCGGGAAAUACUCUCCUCUAUUAUUAACAGAAAUAUUUCAAGAGGCGGUUCAAUUGAAUACAUUGCAACUGCACUUCAGGAACGUUGCGGUUCUUUUUGUUCCAGUGGAGACGUUUUGGGCUUCAGAGCGGUGGAACAUCUUAGAAAAGCAAAAGAAAUUGGGUUGCGCGACUACGAAACAUUGAAUUACCACUUGACAAAUGCCAUUAAGCUGUUUGAGAAGAUAGUUGACAGCUUGUCCAUGGAGAAGCUUAAAGAGGCCACUUCUAUCAUGCUUGAGUUGAAUUAUUACCCCGGUACGAUAGAAUUUUUGCUUAACAUUGCAAACUCGGUUGAUAAGGGUAAGCUGGCAUAUCAAUACGUUGCAGAUGGUUACUUAGAGCAAGAUGAGAGGAAAAAGUAUUAUGAUAAGCGUGUGUUGAUAUAUGAUUUGGUAUUCGAAACCCUGGUCAAAAUCGAUGAUCUAGUGGCAGCCGCGAACUCAACAGCUGUGUCAAGUCUUAACAAUCUGAACGAGCUUUCGAAGCUACGGGAAGAAAGCUACUCCACUGCUCUAAAAUACAAUGAUAAGUUAUUCCACUACCAAUUGUACGAUUGGUUAGUGUCUCAGAAAUGCCAAGAAAAACUUCUGCAGCUUGACACUGAUUUUAUUUUACCAUACUUGCAAGAAAAAUCAAAAAAUUCAUUGGAUAUUUCGAAUUUGCUUUGGGUCUAUUUGUCCAAAAGAUCGAAGUUCUUUGCAGCUGCUGAAAUUCUCUAUUCGCUUGCCAUUUCUGAUUUCCAAAUAAGUCUGAGCCAAAGGAUUGAGUAUCUCUCCAGAGCUAAUGGAUUUUGUAAUGGUGUCUGUCCUAUCAGUCAAAGGCAACAGAUGAUCCAGCUAGCUGCGAUGAUACAGGAGAUUUUCGAUGUAGCAGCUAUCCAAGAUGACAUCUUGUCUUUGGUGAAAAAUGACACCAGGAUAACUGCCGAAGCCAAGCCAGAACUCAUCAAGCAGCUUGAUGACAAGAUAUUACCUGUUAGCGAUCUUUUUAAUGACUUUGCGGAUCCAUUGAGCUACUAUGAAAUCUGUUUGACUAUCUUCAAGAUCUCAGAUUUCAGGAAUAAUGAAGAAAUAAUGUCCAAGUGGUCGGAGUUAUUCGAAUCUUUGAAAGAAGAAAUUGUUACUGAUAGUAGUAUUGAAGAAUCAACUAGUUUCAUUAAUUUAUUGUCCAGCGUCGUGAUAAAAGUUGGCAGAAAUGUGCGUACAUCUGAAUUUGUCUUCCCCAUCGGAGAAUUGUUCCCUAUAAUAUGUCACUUGUUUUACGACAACUUACCAAAUGAUCACAUCAAGGAAGGAUCAAUUGCAUCUAUCUUCAUUUCCGCGGGUGUUUCAUAUGAUAAAUUGUAUUACAUGCUGAAGGAUUUAAUCGAAACCGCUGAUUCGGUGUAUGAUGUGUACAAGAGAGAAAUGAUCUGGUUGAUCAAACAGUGGUAUGAAUCGGACAGACAAUUGAGGGACAUUAUAACAUUCGAUGAGGUCAGGAACUUAAGAACGUAUAGUAUUGAUACCGAUCCGAUUGCUGACUACAUCAAGAGAACCGGUAACAGCAUAUAG